Molecule: messenger RNA, 378 nt
Organism: Lolium rigidum
Lineage: Eukaryota; Viridiplantae; Streptophyta; Magnoliopsida; Poales; Poaceae
Product: protein IQ-DOMAIN 5-like
Exons: 3
Coding region: 1-378 (125 amino acids)
Molecular function (GO): protein binding
Source: RefSeq, a predicted model, not a curated record
AUGGCGUCGAGGAUGGCGAGGCUCGCGGCCCUGCGCGGCAGGGCGGCCGGCAGGGAGGACCGCGCCGCCGUGCGCAUCCAGGCAUUCUACAGAGGUUACUUGGCUAGGAGAGCCCUGCGCGCGCUGCGCGGGCUGGUGCGUUUGCAGGCGCUGGUGCGCGGCCACCAGGUGCGUCGCCAGGUCCGCCAGACCAUGCGCUCCAUGCAGGCGCUCGUCCGCGCGCAGGACCGCGUCCGCGCCCGCCGGCUCACCUCCCACGUCGACGCGCGCGGCCGACCUGCCGCCGUCCCAUCGCACGGCGGUGGUCGGCACUCCUACGGGCACGACCGCCUCUUCUUCGACGACGAACAGGGCGAGGAAGCAGCAUGGGCAACUUGA